AUUCUAGUAGAGGGAAAUUUCAGCGAAAAAGAAAAAAUGAAGAAAAGUAUAAAUACGUGGAAGGUUGAGCUGAAUUGGUGCCACGUGUAUAUUAAUUUAGGUGUGAUCAAUGGACGAGGUAGAAGAGGAAGAAGACCUUCACCUUCCCCUUCCCCUUUUAUUUUCAACUUGAAAGUUGAAAGCAAAAACCGCGACUUCGUUGUUCCUCUCAACUCUGAACACUGUGAUUUAACUAAAUAAUGCGGUGCCAAUUAAUUUCCCACCGUUUUACGUUUUCAUCAAACCUUUAAUACUCUCUCUCUCUCUCUCUCUCUCUCUCAUCCUUUUCUAUUACCAGCCAGAUUUGAUUGUCGAUCAUAUUGGAUUUCUGUAUGUGGAUCAUGAAUUGGUGAUGUUCAUCUGAGUCUCUGUUUUGGAGAAGUGGUGAAUCAGAGGAAGGGAACAGCGUACAUUCAUCUGCUUCUGGUGCAAACUGAGGGGAAGAUCUUUCUUUGUUGAGUGAUAUGGGUUCCGUUUUCAGUGCUGCAAAUGCUAUACCUGAGCUGAAUGAAGUCUCUUCGAACGAGACGUGCAAGAGGCAGAAGAUGUCAUUAUCUACAUUCGAUGAAGAGAGUCCAAGAUUGAUUCCUAAUCUUCCUGAUGAGUUAUCACUUCAGAUUCUUGCUAGGCUUCCGAGAAUAUCUUACUUCAAUGUAAGAUUGGUGUCAAGGAAGUGGAAAGCAACUAUCAUGAGUCCAGAAAUAUAUGAAGUAAGAAAAGAACUCCGGACCUCUGAAGAGUGGCUAUAUCUGUUGAUCAAGGUUGGGGAAUAUAAACAGCAAUGGUAUGCUGUUGAUCCUCACUCUCAGAUAUGGCAGAGACUACCUACUAUGCCUAAAGUUGCUGAAGAGCAAGAAUCAAGAAAGAGUUCUUCCAAGCUUUGGAUGUGGAACAUGGUAGAAGGUAACAGAAUAGCCAAAGUUAUCAGAGGCUUUCUUGGACAUAAGGAUGCAUUCGAUGAAAUGCCCUUUUUUGGUUGUGCUAUAGGAGCUGUUGAUGGAUGUCUCUAUGUUCUAGGAGGAUUCUCUAAAGCUUCAACUACAAGCAGCGUCUGGCGAUUUGAUCCAAUGCAAAACACAUGGAGCAAGGUGACUCCUAUGUCCACAGGUAGAGCAUACUGCAAGACCGGAAUCUUAAACAAUAAGCUUUAUGUUGUUGGAGGGGUUAGCCAAGGCCAAGCUGGACUAAUUCCUCUUCAAUCUGCCGAAGUUUUCGACCCUUCAACUGAUACAUGGUCAGAUGUCCCUAGCAUGCCAUUCUCCAAAGCUCAAGUCAUGCCGACAGUUUUUUGGGCCGACAUGUUAAAGCCUAUUGCCACGGGAUUAACCUCAUACAUGGGAAGAUUGUGUGUUCCACAAAGCCUAUAUUCAUGGCCAUUUUUCGUUGACGUCGGCGGAGAAAUCUAUGAUCCCGAGACAAACUCAUGGAUUGAAAUGCCAACCGGGAUGGGUGAGGGUUGGCCUGCAAGACAAGCAGGUUCAAAAUUGAGUGUAGUAGUGGAUGGUGAGUUAUAUGCAUUUGAUCCUUCAAAUUCCCCAGAUAGUGGAAGGAUCAAGGUGUAUGACCAAGGAGAAGAUGCUUGGAAAGUUGUGAUUGGAAAAGUUCCAAUACAUGAUUCAGCAAAUUCAGAGUCACCAUAUUUGCUUGCUGGCUUCCAUGGGAAACUUCAUGUGAUUACAAAAGAUGCAAAUCAUGAUGUUGCUGUUUUGAGGGCUGAUCUGAGAAACAACCGGGAUUGUUCUUCUCCCUCAAUAUCUUCAACUUCUUCAUCAUCAUCAUCAUCAUCAUCACACAGUGCUGCUGAAUCAGAUGCAGUUGUUUGGAAGGUAGUUGCAAGCAGGGAUUUUGGGAAGGCUGAACUUGUCAGUUGCCAAGUUAUUGACAUAUAAUUUGAAUUGAAUUAGAUAUAUUAAUCGGAAGUUACAUAUACAGGAAUUAGCCUCAGCCCUCAUUCGACUGCCUCUGUCUGUAUUUUUUGUUAAGGUGUCAGUAAGAUGAGAGAAUGGGAAGUGCUACAUCAGUAUAUAAUUAAUUAUUUACCCUAUUGAUAUUUUUGGAGUUA
Messenger RNA from Arachis stenosperma, 2101 nucleotides. RefSeq names its product F-box/kelch-repeat protein At1g22040. The coding region runs from base 504 to 1928 and encodes 474 amino acids. The transcript is spliced from 4 exons. The record is from RefSeq and is a predicted model, not a curated record. Lineage: Eukaryota; Viridiplantae; Streptophyta; Magnoliopsida; Fabales; Fabaceae. Gene Ontology annotation, molecular function: protein binding.